AUGGCUUCAGAUGCACAAGUCUUCCCAGCGAAGCAGUCGGCCGAACACCAUGCCGAUGCAACUCUGGACGAGUGCAUCGCUAUGCGGCGUGCUACACAGUUGGCACCCAGUGAGUUGAAUCCCGGAUUGCUUCCAACGAAGCGACCUUUUCCGGGCGAUGCUCAGGAAAGGUUGGACGAGAUCCGAGCGGAGAGGCAACAACGCAUCUCGUCCACCAUGGAGUCGAUUAUGCAGAAGAUAGUAGCCGAGCGAUCAACCGAGGCAUCGACUCAGCCAACCAUGGACGAUACGAACGAUACGAACGACACGAACGACACGAACGACACGAACGACACGAACGACACGAACGACACGAACGACACGAACGAUACGAACGAUCUGAACGAUUGGUGGCUUGUCCCCUCCGUGGAGACAAAAGCCCCAGCCAUGCUGUCGGAUGCUUCACCUCACGCCCGGGAUGAUGCAGUCCAAAGCGGAGUGGGAGUCUACCCACUUGCUUUGCCGGGUCUACCCUCCAGUCUUCCUCCCAAGCCGAAGAUGGAAAUUCUCGAUGACCAAUACAGCAACGACAUGUCACGGAUUCCUCCUUUUCCUAAUCACGAACAGACGUCCAGCGGUUACGAAGAACACGUUGCCAUGUUGAAGAAGGAGAACAUGCAGUUGAAGGCUGAGAUCAAGGCCGCCAACCACAAGUUGGAGACUCAGACCAAGGAAGCCAAACUGGCAGCCGACCUCAAAAGGGUCAGCUACCAGAAUCGAGUCAAGGAGAGAGACGCAGCAGUCAGUACACUGGAACGCGAACGCAAGUACUGGAACUCUCGACAACCUCCCAAACCGCCCAAGAAUCCAGAUGUUGAGUCCUUGGAGGAGCAGAUCAAGACUCUCCUAGAAGAUAACAGAACACUAGAGGAUGAGGUCCAGAAGCUGCACAGAAGCAACAAUUCCUUGCAACAGCAGACAAGCGAUAGUCGAUUCAUUGAGGACCUGAAGCAGAAGGUCUUUACACUCGGCCAGAGCCGAGACAGUCUGCGACAGCACAACAACUCUUUGACAACUUCAAUCGAGUUGUUGAAGAACGGGAAUGAACAGCUCAGACAGAAUGCUGCAUCACGCCCGCCGAGUACUGAGACUAAGAAGCAGCGCAAGAUGAGGAAUGAGGUUGCGGCUUUGAAGGAUGAGGUCAAAAACCUGCGCCAGAGUAGAGGCGGGGUGCGUAAGCACAACAAGGUCUUGACGGCCUCGGUCAACUCACUAAAGGACGAGAACGAGCGGUUGAGACUGAAUGCUGCUCCGCGUCCAGCAGGGAUGGAUGUAGGACAUCAACAGUGGGAAGGGAGCCAGGAGAUUGAGGCCUUGAAGGCCAUGGCUGAGUCGCUGGACGAGAUGAAGAGGAAUGCUACCUCGCAACUGGAGAGCGCUGAGAGAGCAAUCCGUCUGGCGAAGGGCGAGAUUGCACGUGUAUGA
This is a messenger RNA of Anthostomella pinea, 1464 nucleotides long. Lineage: Eukaryota; Fungi; Ascomycota; Sordariomycetes; Xylariales; Xylariaceae. The record is from the annotation of a GenBank genome assembly.